Molecule: messenger RNA, 1644 nt
Organism: Pyrenophora tritici-repentis Pt-1C-BFP
Lineage: Eukaryota; Fungi; Ascomycota; Dothideomycetes; Pleosporales; Pleosporaceae
Product: ProP, Permease major facilitator superfamily
Biological process (GO): transmembrane transport
Cellular component (GO): plasma membrane
Molecular function (GO): transmembrane transporter activity
Source: RefSeq, a predicted model, not a curated record
AUGUCUAUACAAGAUCUAGCAGUGAGCGAUGAGCCCAUAGAGCUCACCAAUCGAAAUUCACCAAACUUAUCAACUAGGCCCAUCGGACUAGAAAACACCGCAUUGAUACCCCAGUACCCGCGGGGCAUACGUCUAGUCCUGAUAACCAUCGGACUCGUUCUAUCCGUCUUUCUCGCAGCCCUGGACUCUACAAUCAUCGCUACCGCGAUACCCAGCAUAACCUCGCAGCUUGGCAGCAUCAGCAAUAUAGCGUGGUACGGAUCUUCUUACUCCAUCACCAACACCGCCUUUCAAUCUGUAUGGGGCAAAGCGUACCAGUAUUUCAACCUCAAGGUCACAUUUCUCUGCGCUAUCGCAGUAUUUGAGAUUGGAAAUGUGAUAUGUGCGACUGCGCCGUCGAGCGAGGUGCUCAUUUUUGGGAGGAUUGUGGCUGGCGGAGGUGGUGGGGGUAUCAUGACAGGGGCUUUCAUCAUCAUUGCGAUGACAGCUGGCCCAGAGUAUAGGGCGGCGUAUAUGGGAAUCGGGGGUUUGACGUUUGGAUGCGCCAGCGUGGUUGGUCCGUUGCUGGGCGGCGCGUUGACAGAUGGGCCCGGGUGGACGUGGUGUUUCUGGAUUAACCUACCAAUCGGUUUUGGAGCAGCACUCAUGAUGAUGAUGUGUUUCAAGAACCCCGGAAAACCGAAGGAGGCCCCCCUUCACGAAAAGCUUUUCAACCUCGAUCUCAACGGCGCUGUCAUCCUAUCUGGAUGCUUCACAUGUUUCAUCAUGGCAAUGCACUGGGCCGGGACCAUGUCAUGGACCAGCGCGCGUGUCAUUGGAAGUUUCUUCGGCUUUGCAGGUCUGAUGGUCUGCUUUGUUGGUAACGAAUACGCAAUGGGCAGCAAAGCUAUGGUACAGGCACAUCUCUUCAAGAACAAGCUCGUCUUCGCCAACCUCUUGUACUCCUUUUUUCUGGCAGGCGCUUUCUUUCCAUUGAUGUACACGUUACCCAUCGAGUUUCAGUCUGUAAACAACAAUACGGCUUCGCAAAGUGGUGUCCGGUUGAUUCCGCUUGUCCUGGGCGUUUCGACAUUUACACUCGUAUCGAACGGGCUACUUACUUUCUGGCGACACUACAAACCCUUUUUACUCAUCGGCGCCCUUUUCGCCGUAGCCGGGAAUGCCAAGAUAUAUACAUUGGACGCCAGCACUCCUACCAGGGAUUGGGUUGGAUACGAAUUCCUAACAGCGAUUGGCGUCGGUCUUUCCCUACAAAUUCCCAUGAUAGCAAACCAAGCGCUGGUAUCAGCCGAAGACUUGAGCGCAGCCACUUCAAUGUCGCUCUUUAUGGAGAAUUGCGGCACGGUGUUAUUUGUUGCAUCGAGCGAAGCGGCGUUCACAAGCGGGUUGAUGAGAAGCAUUACUCAGAGCCUGUCACAAGCCGACGUGGACAUGGUUCUGGAUGCUGGUGCGACGAAAAUUCGCAACUCUUUCACGGGUAUUGAGCUGGAAGAUGUGCUUGGGGGUUAUUUGGAAGGGUGUAAGACAAGCCACCUUGUCACUGUUGCUUGCGGUGUAAUGGCUGGGGCAAUUAGCUUAGCGAAUGCAGGACCGGCAGCUGUGAAGGAGGUCAGAAGGCGGAUGAAGAAGAGCCAUGAGCGAUAG